AUGUUGCAGUGUAUAUUUCUUCUUUCAGAUUCUGGGGAGGUAAUGCUAGAGAAACAGCUAACUGGGCAUAAAGUAGAUAGAUCCAUUUGUGCUUGGUUUUGGGAUCAAGUCAUUUCUCAAGGUGAUUCCUUUAAGCAACAAUCGGUUAUUGCAUCACCAACGCACUACUUGUUCCAAAUUGUCCGCGAGGGAAUCACUUUUUUAGCUUGCACCCAAGUGGAAAUGCCCCCUUUGAUGGGCAUUGAGUUUCUUUGCAGAGUAGCUGAUGUCCUCUCAGAUUACCUUGAAGGGUUGAAUGAAGAUGUGAUAAAGGAUAACUUCAUCAUUGUGUACGAGCUUUUGGACGAGAUGAUAGACAAUGGCUUCCCCCUGACCACAGAAUCUAAUAUCCUGAGGGAGAUGAUAGCUCCACCAAAUAUUGUGAGCAAAAUGCUGAGUGUUGUGACUGGUAGCAGCUCAAAUGUGAGCGACACUCUUCCAGGUGCAACAGCAUCUUGCGUUCCAUGGAGAACAACAGACAUAAAAUAUGCUAAUAAUGAAGUUUACGUUGAUCUUGUUGAAGAAAUGGAUGCAAUUAUAAAUAGGGAUGGGGUCUUGGUAAAGUGUGAGAUUUAUGGUGAAGUUCAAGUAAACUCCCAUAUAACAGGUCUUCCUGACUUGACUCUGUCAUUUACAAACCCGUCUAUUAUGGAUGAUGUCAGAUUUCAUCCCUGUGUUCGGUUUCGGCCUUGGGAAUCCCAUCAUAUUCUAUCAUUUGUGCCUCCUGAUGGACUGUUUAAGCUCAUGAGUUACAGGGUUAGAAAGUUGAAAAGUACCCCGAUAUAUGUAAAGCCACAGAUUACAUCUGAUGCUGGGACAUGCCGCAUCAAUGUGAUGGUUGGGAUACGAAAUGACCCUGCAAAGAUAAUUGACUCAAUAACAGUGCAAUUUCAACUGCCUUCAUGUGUUUUAUCAGCUGAUCUGACUGCAAAUCAUGGUGCAGUGACCAUCUUCUCAAACAAGACAUGUACUUGGUCAAUUGAUCGAAUACCAAAAGAUAGAGCCCCUGCAUUGUCUGGAACACUAAUGCUUGAGACAGGAUUAGAACGCCUUCAUGUAUUUCCCACAUUUCGAGUGGGUUUCAGGAUCCAGGGUGUUGCUCUUUCUGGAGUGCAAUUAGAUAAACUGGAUCUAAGGGUUGUACCAAGCCGUCUUUAUAAAGGCUUUCGAGCUCUUACAAGAUCAGGACUAUAUGAAGUUAGGUCAUAG
This is a messenger RNA of Dovyalis caffra, 1248 nucleotides long. The record is from the annotation of a GenBank genome assembly. Lineage: Eukaryota; Viridiplantae; Streptophyta; Magnoliopsida; Malpighiales; Salicaceae.